Molecule: messenger RNA, 2071 nt
Organism: Doryrhamphus excisus (bluestripe pipefish)
Lineage: Eukaryota; Metazoa; Chordata; Actinopteri; Syngnathiformes; Syngnathidae
Product: serine/threonine-protein phosphatase PP1-beta catalytic subunit-like
Cellular component (GO): nucleus; cytoplasm
Molecular function (GO): protein serine/threonine phosphatase activity
Source: RefSeq, a predicted model, not a curated record
UGUCACUGGGAAGUGCGCUACCUCCCCUGGUUUACAAUAGCGCCCCUCAGCGUACAUGAGGAGAAUCGCAAGCGGCCAACACUCUUACUCCAUCAGAGUGAAGAUGGCGGAGGGUGAAUUGAACGUGGACAGCCUCAUCUCUCGGCUUUUGGAAGUGAGGGGAUGUCGCCCGGGGAAGAUAGUGCAGAUGACCGAGGCGGAAGUGCGAGGCCUCUGCAUCAAGUCCCGGGAGAUCUUCCUCAGUCAGCCCAUCCUGCUGGAGCUGGAGGCCCCGCUUAAGAUCUGUGGCGACAUCCAUGGGCAGUACACGGAUCUACUGCGGCUCUUCGAGUAUGGCGGCUUCCCCCCAGAGGCCAACUACCUGUUCCUGGGCGACUACGUGGACCGAGGCAAGCAGUCACUGGAGACCAUCUGCCUGCUGCUGGCGUACAAGAUCAAAUACCCCGAGAACUUUUUCCUGCUCAGGGGCAACCAUGAGUGUGCCUCCAUCAACCGCAUCUACGGCUUCUACGAUGAAUGUAAGCGCAGGUUCAACAUAAAGCUGUGGAAGACCUUCACCGACUGUUUCAACUGCCUGCCCAUCGCUGCGAUAAUUGAUGAGAAGAUCUUCUGCUGCCAUGGAGGACUCUCGCCUGACCUGCAGUCAAUGGAGCAGAUCCGCAGGAUUAUGAGGCCAACAGAUGUGCCUGACACAGGCCUCCUCUGCGACCUCCUGUGGUCCGACCCAGACAAGGACGUGCAAGGCUGGGGGGAGAACGACCGCGGUGUGUCCUUCACCUUCGGCGCCGACGUGGUCAGCAAAUUCCUCAACCGCCACGACCUGGACCUCAUCUGCAGAGCCCACCAGGUUGUGGAGGAUGGCUAUGAGUUCUUUGCCAAACGCCAACUGGUCACUCUCUUCUCAGCACCCAACUACUGCGGGGAAUUUGAUAACGCAGGCGGCAUGAUGAGCGUGGACGAAUCGCUCAUGUGUUCCUUCCAGAUCUUAAAGCCGUCAGAGAAGAAGGCCAAAUAUCAGUAUGGGGGGGUCAAUUCUGGUCGGCCUGUCACUCCAUCCCGCACGACUCAGGCCCCCAAGAAGAGGUGAACGUACGGCCUUCUGCCCCCCUCCCCCCUUUCGCCCCCACACACCGCAUACAGUCACCCCACCCCCAUGCCUCCACCUCCCAGGCUUAUCUGAACACCCAGCCCCCCCACCCUCCUCCCGACUCCACUGACAGCUCUUUUCAUAAUGUGUACAUAAAUUUGCUGUGACCAAUCACUUUUUUUGUUUUUUUUUGCCUGUUAAUAUUUUUGAUAUUAACACGUUACUGUGGUUUCACUCUUGAGUUAGAGCAAGUUUUUUUUUCUUUUUAAAUUUCAUGCAAAAGACAAAAAAACAGUCAAUAUGAUGUUGUUUUUGCCUCUAUCACUCAUAAAUUAACCCGACAUGAAUAACAUGAUAAAAUACGCUUACAUGUGUAUUAUGUAUAUUUUAAUAAAGCAGCAACAUAAUCCACAACCAGUAUUGACAUCCUCCUCUAUUUAUAAUCCUUUCUGUUUUGUGGUGAGACACGUGCAUCCAUUUGCAGGCAUUUCAGGAAUUCAAUGGUCAGUAUUUUCAAUUGUUUUUGUUAUUUUUGCAGCAUAAUAAAACACCACAAUAUUUGCUGUUGCACAAAAUGUCAUUUGGUGGCUUUGAGGCAAAAUUGUCCAACCUCCCCCUCUCUCUUUUUAUUGUUUAAAUCUGUAAUAUUUCAUUUUUUUAAUAUGUAAGUGUCGGUGCACGUUCAGCAUUGCUUCGUGAUUGUGACGCCACCUGGUGUUUAGAUACAGUAGUGCAGCACCAAGUAGGCAUAAAAAUCAACUACGUAUGUGCAAAGAUCCUCCUGGUUCCAAAUGAUGCCGCCUCGAGUCUGUCGCAGAUGUGCUCUCGUUUGGAUAUUUCUCUGCUUAAUUUGUUUUUGUUUGCUCUAUUCACAUAGUUUUUAAUUUAUUUCCUAAAAUGAUGACAUGAAGCGAGUGAGGUGUUAACCAAAAGCAUUUUUUGCAAUUUGUACGAGUUUGAAAGUCAAUAAAUGAAUAAAACAUG